AUGUCCCGCCACCAUCCCGAUCUCGUCAUGUGCCGCAAGCAAGCUGGAAUCUCUAUCGGCCGCCUGUGCGACAAAUGCGACGGUAAAUGCCCCGUCUGCGACUCCUACGUGCGCCCCACAACCGUCGCCCGCAUCUGCGACGAAUGCUCCUUCGGAAACUACCAAAACAAGUGCGUCGUCUGCGGCGGCGAGGGAAUCUCUGACGCUUACUACUGCUUCGAAUGCACCCGGCUAGAGAAAGACCGCGACGGGUGUCCGAAGAUCAUAAAUUUGGGGAGCAGCAGGACGGAUCUGUUCUACCAGAAGAAGAAUUUCAGGAAUCAUUAG
Trematosphaeria pertusa is the source of this 327-nucleotide messenger RNA. RefSeq names its product PHF5-like protein. The record is from RefSeq and is a predicted model, not a curated record. The transcript has 2 exons. The coding region runs from base 1 to 327 and encodes 108 amino acids. Gene Ontology annotation, cellular component: precatalytic spliceosome; U2 snRNP; catalytic step 2 spliceosome. Lineage: Eukaryota; Fungi; Ascomycota; Dothideomycetes; Pleosporales; Trematosphaeriaceae. Gene Ontology annotation, biological process: mRNA splicing, via spliceosome.